Trametes versicolor FP-101664 SS1 is the source of this 1482-nucleotide messenger RNA. RefSeq names its product kinase-like protein. Gene Ontology annotation, molecular function: ATP binding; protein kinase activity. The transcript has 7 exons. Bases 1 to 1320 code for a protein of 439 amino acids. The record is from RefSeq and is a predicted model, not a curated record. Gene Ontology annotation, biological process: regulation of mRNA processing; spliceosomal complex assembly; protein phosphorylation. Lineage: Eukaryota; Fungi; Basidiomycota; Agaricomycetes; Polyporales; Polyporaceae.
AUGAUUCCGAAGACGUGGCAAAAUAUCACUCGCCACAGGUUCCUGGUUCCUCUCCCAGCGUCGGCAAAUGCACGGUUCUCUCGUGUAUAUUCUACUCGGACGUCUUCGCAGCCGCACACUGACUCCCUGCAGAACUGGGAUGCGGAGGAGCCAUUGAGUGGUUACGAUCUCGCAACUAACGGCUACUUGCCUAUUGGGAUCGCGGACACCUUGGGCUUUCGCUACAAAGCUGUACGAAAGAUAGGAUGGGGCGUGUAUUCCACUGUGUGGAUUGCCGAAGAUACACGCGCAACCUGCAGUCAAUCUACGGUAUAUUCCGCCCUGAAGGUCUUGACAAGAAUGGCAACCGAUGCCCAGGACAAACUGUUGGAGCUUGAAUUCAUGCAGCGAAUGCGAGAACAGUCUCCUGCCCACCCCGGCUAUCCCUAUGUCAUCCAUCUCCACGACCACUUCUACCAGAAAGGUCCGCAGGGACGACAUCUGUGUCUGGCCAUGGAGCCGUUGCUCCAAGAUCUCCGCUCGCUCAUGCAGUGCUUCAAGGAGCGUUCGGCGCCGCCUUACUUCGUGCGCCUCGUAGCUCGUCAGAUCGUCCUGGGCUUGCAGUACCUGCACGACGAAUGCAACAUGGUACACACAGACCUUAAGCUAGGGAACAUCAUGAUGGUGCCCCCAGGAGACCCAGCGGCAUUCCUUGCGUUGACUAUCCCCAAACUUCAGGAAGCCGAGACAUCCGUCGUUACUGGACCUGGAGGAACGCCAAUCUCUCGAGUCCCCAGUCGCCCCCUACCCUACCCACUCCCCGACCAUUACGACAUGUACUCCUUCGACACAUGGAGCGGUGUCAAAGUCAAGAUCGGUGACGUUGGUGUUGCUUGCUGGGCAGAUAAGACCUCCAACUACGUCGACGACCUCAUCCAAGCCCCAUCUGUACGGGCGCCUGAAGUGGCAGUUGGAGCGGGAUGGGGCAGACCGGCCGACGUCUGGAGCCUGGGAUGUAUGCUGUACGAACUCUACAUGGGGAAACCGCUCUUCAGGACUGACGUUGACGAUGAGACUGUGCCUACCCUGCAUACCCUCGCAGUCGGCGAGUAUCCACCAGACCUGAUCGAACGUGGCAGGCGCCGCGAUGCGUUCUUUAACCCCGAUAACUCGCUGAAGCGCCCUCCCGGUUGCGCGAUCCCGUAUGAAAACGUCAUCAGAGAACGAGACGCACCCGACGCCGCGUUGUUCGCGGACUUCCUCCGACAUAUAUUCGUGCUCAACCCCGACGGGCGCGCGACCUGUCGGGAGCUGCUAACGCACCCGUGGCUCAACCCGUGAUAGAUACACGAUACCAUUACCCAUACCCCGGACGCCUUCCUCGCUACCACGCCUCUCACCCCUGCACCAUCUCGGCGUAUUCGGACUGCUGGACGCUUGUUUUGCACGGACACACGAUGACCUUCUCCGACCGUUCUCACGCGCUCUCUGCCUAUGUCGUCA